Messenger RNA from Parnassius mnemosyne (clouded apollo), 258 nucleotides. The record is from the annotation of a GenBank genome assembly. Lineage: Eukaryota; Metazoa; Arthropoda; Insecta; Lepidoptera; Papilionidae.
CUGCAAGAUGCAGGAGUUUACAAGUUUGUUUGUGAAUGUGGUCUCUCUUAUAUAGGACAAACUAAAAGAUCCAUGAAAGUCUGCAUUAAAGAACACAUAGCGGAUCACCAACGUUCCGGGAAGUCUGCAGUUUGUGAUCAUAUCCUAGACGGCCCCCGCCAUUACAUUAGAUUUGAUAAACCACAAGUUCUCGCGAAAGAACAUCGAUUCCUGCCAAGGAUGAUACGUGAGGCUAUUGAAAUUAAAAAAACAUCCUAA